UUGCGCGACCCGCGAGCUCCAAGACCCAACCGAACCAACCGAUCGAGCCACACCGAGCCGAGCGAGCCCAACCAAUUCCAUUCCCUUCCAGGCUUCCAGGCACAGCGGGCACACCGCAGAGGCAGAGCACCCCUCCCACCAGAGUCCAGAGCAGCCGCGCGCCAUGGCCGACGUCGAGAAGGCCCUCCCCGUGCCCCCCGCCCCCGCCGAUGGCGCGGGCGGGAGGAGCACCGGCGUGCUGGGCGCCGCGCUGCAGCGGUGGCGGACGCAGGACGCCCUGGAGCGGUCGGGGUCCGCGCUGCGCGCCGGGGCGUGGGCGCUCUCCCUGCUCGCGUUCCUCGUCAUGGCCUGCAACGAGCACGGCGACUGGAAGCAGUUCGACCGCUACGAGGAGUACAGGUACAUCGUGGCCGUCGGGCUCCUGGCCUUCGUCUACACGACGCUGCAGCUGCUCCGGCACGGCGUCCGCCUCUCCGGCGGCCAGGACCUGCAACCCAAGACCGGCCUCAUCGUCGACUUCGCCGGGGACCAGGUUACCGCCUACCUGAUGAUGUCGGCGCUGUCGGCCGCGAUCCCAAUCACCAACCGCAUGCGCGAGGGCGCAGACAACGUGUUCACCGACUCGUCGGCGGCGUCCAUCAGCAUGGCCUUCUUCGCCUUCGUCUGCCUCGCCCUCUCCGCUCUCAUCUCCGGCUUCAAGCUCGCAAAACAGACGUACAUCUGAGCCUAAUCGCACGGACGCACUUGCACAUAUGCUUCAUUCAUGGGUUUGUUAGUUUGGUCAAUUGUGUACAGUAGUCUGAAUUGCGUUUGUCAUUACCGCUGGUGUAUAUAGCCGAUUAUUUCUACCAUUACCUGAUUGUGUGGUA
Messenger RNA from Setaria italica (foxtail millet), 869 nucleotides. RefSeq names its product CASP-like protein 4B4. The transcript is spliced from 3 exons. The record is from RefSeq and is a predicted model, not a curated record. NCBI's taxonomy places the organism in Eukaryota, Viridiplantae, Streptophyta, Magnoliopsida, Poales, Poaceae. Bases 164 to 724 code for a protein of 186 amino acids.